AAAAUUCACUUUUUUUUACAACAAAAUUACGCACUUCAUCCGUACCGGUUACACGUAACGAACAAACUAUCGAAUACCGCGAAAACUUUAACAUUUCAAACAACUAUCGAUAUAUCGAUACGAUUCGAUUAGCAUGGCCAUCUUCUAUUGGUUACAUGGAAAUGACAUGUGAUCUCUCUAAGCAAGACGUGUUGGUGAGGUUAUUGAUAUUUUUUAUUCACAAAGGAGAAUGAAUAUAUCUUCGUUUUUGCGGACAACACAGACUGCAUUAUCCCUCCAUAGGAAUUUCAACUGUUGGACAGCGGCAAUAACAAAAAAGCAUAGGAAAUUGUAUUUCAAUACAUAUCCUACGUAUCUCGUUUUACCAGACGGUAGAAGUAUUACCAUUGAUUAUGAAGAACCAAGAAAAAUACUCACCCUUCCUCUUAAUAUAGAAACUCUUUCUGCAGAGGAACGUAUACGUAGGCUAGAAAAACGUAAGCCUGUAACGAAAGUAAAGAUAAUGGAGGAAUACCAGGAUGAUUUUGACGAAACAAAGUUCUUCUAAUUUGCAAAAUAGUAUACUUAACUGUGUUAUCAUUUAAAUACUACGUACAUUACACAGAGGACACGCCACACUUUUAUGUACACAAUGUAGAUAUGCCUAAGUUCAUGUAAAAUAUAAUGUAUUUGUUCAAUUGUUUAUACCAUUUCGUUCACAAUAAGUUGCAAACUGUCGAACCAAUUUGUAUUGUAAUUUCAUUAUGUAUUAAAUAA
Habropoda laboriosa is the source of this 756-nucleotide messenger RNA. RefSeq names its product 39S ribosomal protein L55, mitochondrial (gene mRpL55). The record is from RefSeq and is a predicted model, not a curated record. Lineage: Eukaryota; Metazoa; Arthropoda; Insecta; Hymenoptera; Apidae. Gene Ontology annotation, molecular function: structural constituent of ribosome. Gene Ontology annotation, biological process: translation. Gene Ontology annotation, cellular component: mitochondrial large ribosomal subunit. The coding region runs from base 230 to 547 and encodes 105 amino acids. The transcript has 2 exons.